AUGGUGGAGCGAGAGGAGAUGUUGAACCGGGAAGUGACUAGGCUGCUUCAGGAUCUGGAGCAGAAAACCCAGGAGCAGAAUAAUCCAGAGCAUAGUGGCUUUGCCUGGGGGGCCCUGCUCUUUCCUGCCUUGCAGCAGUGGAAGCUUUGGGCCAUUGCUGGAUUCCAGGUCCUGUUUUACAUAUUAUUAUGGUGGUUCAUGAAAAGCAACCGUGAGCCAGACCACAGAAGCCAUGAGGAGGACUCCAGCAACAGGGACCAGCAGCAGGAGGAAGAAUAUGACAGUGAUGAAGUGGGAAGGUUUCUUGAGGAGCAUAUACAGUGGCCAGCUGAAGACCUGAUUGAAGAUGGGGAUACUGUAAAGAGCAUAGUGGAGGCCCUUGUGCUUGUUUUCCGAAACAUCACAUCAGAAGGUUUCCAACCUGUGAUGAAAUUGCCCAUUGCAGUGGGCAGUGCCUUUGAAGGUUGGAGUCAUCGUGAGGAAGACAUUGUCUAUCGCUUGUUCGUGCCCCUGAGCCCACCCAGUGGACACACCUUCCACCUGGAACUGGACACAGAGGGAGAGAAGAUGGAAAGGAACUUCCGCAUCCACGUGAAGCUGACGUGCACCUGUGCAAGCGAACCACAAGAGAUGCUGUGCUUCCUUCACCACCCUGAGGAGGAGCUGAGGAGAAAUCAGAAGCCUAGUCUCCUAGAAUCCCAGGUAUUUUGCACUGGGUCCUACCUAGAUGUGAACAAAACUGCCCGCUGGUUCUAUCAAUUGGUGAGAGCAUCCUGGGUGAUUCUGCCUCAGUCGGCCAUAUGGCGUCUAAAGAUGCUGCCCUUUGACCGCUCCUGCAAAUUCCAGAUGAAGAGAAACAGUGCAAGCCCCCUCACCGUUGAGCUGAUGUUUGGGGUACAGCAAGGCAAGUCAAACAUCUUUGUGGGCAACCAGAGUGCAGAGGGCAUCUUCACUCCAAGCACAACGUGGCCAGAGACUUAUGCUGUGGCAGAGACUAAGUUCCUCAGCCAUAUAGCUGAGAAGGCCCACAAAGACAGUUUCCACCUCAAAUGCCUGCAGAUCUGCAGCUGCAGCCUGGUGGGCACAGGGGUUUCCUCCUAUAUCAUGAAGACAGUUGUGAUGCACCUCCUGACCAUCAUCUCCAUAUCACGCUGGCGCAGGAAGUACUUCCUGUUGCGGCUGCAGGAUAUUAUGCGGUUCCUGCACUCCUGCCUGGAGGACAAAUGCCUCAACCACUUCUUCUUAGGCAACAAGAAUUUGCCUGCAGAGAUAAAAUUGCCCCUGGGCUUCCCAAUGACUGAACCAAUCAACCUCUUCCAGCACCUGGAGCAAGAUCCGGACGCACACGCUGAGGCGCUGCGUAACUUCCGCGUCCUGCACGAGCGGUUCACAAGACUGCUGAUCUUUGGUCGCUGA
Calypte anna (Anna's hummingbird) is the source of this 1416-nucleotide messenger RNA. Its product is annotated as inositol 1,4,5-trisphosphate receptor-interacting protein-like 1. Bases 1 to 1416 code for a protein of 471 amino acids. The transcript has 2 exons. Lineage: Eukaryota; Metazoa; Chordata; Aves; Apodiformes; Trochilidae. Gene Ontology annotation, cellular component: membrane. The record is from RefSeq and is a predicted model, not a curated record.